Messenger RNA from Bombina bombina (fire-bellied toad), 774 nucleotides. RefSeq names its product interleukin-1 beta-like. Lineage: Eukaryota; Metazoa; Chordata; Amphibia; Anura; Bombinatoridae. Gene Ontology annotation, molecular function: cytokine activity. The transcript is spliced from 5 exons. Gene Ontology annotation, biological process: immune response; cytokine-mediated signaling pathway; inflammatory response. The record is from RefSeq and is a predicted model, not a curated record.
AUGAAGACCCUGACAACCUUUUGCCUGGCCUGCUCUCCCGUUAUUGACACUGGCAAGCUAUUUGGACCCAGCUACUUGUUUGACCCUACUCUGACGGUUUGCUUGGUGCUGAUAUUUGGCUCAUUUUCUGACUAUGCUGCUACUCUGCUUAAGCAUAAACAAAUCAAGGAGCAAAAAAAACAAAUUAAGGAGCAGACACCUGUUGGGACCAUGCUUUCAGUUGAGAGGCAUAAUAAGCAAGUUUUAUACAGCAUAUCUAAAUCUCUGUGUGGAGCUAGAUCUGAAUAUCGGUACUUAACAUCAGAAGCAUAUAAAAUUAAGGAUUCAUUAAGCAGGUCUCUUACCUUAUGUGAUUUUCAUGGGAAUGCCAAGCUUGUGGCCUUGCGAUUACAGGGACAGAAUAUUGAGAAAGAAGAGACGAUAAAUAUGGCAUUUUACUCAACAACAGUUUUUAACACAGCUGCAAAACAACCAGUUGUAUUGGGGCUCUUGGGACGGAAUCUUUACCUAUCAUGUGUCUUCAAAGAAAAUGCUCCUCGGUUGUCUUUGGAGGUGGUCAGCAACAUCCGAAAAAUUAAAAAUGAAGACUUGAAGCGUUUCAUUUUUCUAAAAUCUAAAAACAGUACAAAUGUUUAUGCAAGGAUUAGCUUUGAGUCUGCCUCUUACCCCGACUGGUAUAUAAGCACCUCUAAAAAGGAUAAUGAGCCAGUUCAGAUAGUUCAUGAAAAAAAUUAAGAAAGCCUUAAUGAAUUUAAUAUCAUCAAGGAUAUGUGA